Molecule: messenger RNA, 1186 nt
Organism: Diospyros lotus (date-plum)
Lineage: Eukaryota; Viridiplantae; Streptophyta; Magnoliopsida; Ericales; Ebenaceae
Product: thioredoxin-like protein HCF164, chloroplastic
Exons: 5
Coding region: 16-981 (321 amino acids)
Biological process (GO): cytochrome b6f complex assembly
Cellular component (GO): chloroplast thylakoid membrane
Source: RefSeq, a predicted model, not a curated record
UGGACAUGAAACUGCAUGCCCUGCUGCUUAACUUUAGUCGAAACUUGUAGCCGACUACUUCACCUAAUAGGAAAGUCUGCCUGUACAAAUAGCAUGACCCGUUUGGUAAAUCCGUGGUUGGAUUCUUUCACAAGAUUGAGCAGCCACCAGCAGACGCCAUUUGGCGCCUUCCAGAAGCCAGCAAAAUCAUCUAAAGCUCCGAUGGCUCGGGUGGCUCCAACCCCCGUUGGCCUCCACAAGCUCCGGCCGUCGACCUUUCUGGGUCAUCAAUCUUUGAGCCUGAUUAAUCCCUCCAUACGGUCCCAGAUUAGAAGUCGCAGAUGUCGGAUUACUUGCUGCCAAACAAGCCCCAAGCCGACUGACGACUCCUCACCGGAAAAGCCACUGGAGGAGCCUGGUUCAGCCAAUGACGACACAAGCCAAGAUGCAGGUGUUUCCGCUAAUGCUAGUUUUCCUGAAUAUCCAACCAAAAAUGUAAACAGGCAGAUCGCUGUUGUUUCUGCCCUUGCAGCCUUGGGACUUUUCUUCUCAUCACGACUAGAUUUAGGUGUUUCUUUGAAGGAUCUCUCUGCUGCGGCAUUACCAUAUGAGGAGGCUCUGUCAAACGGGAAGCCCACUGUUGUGGAAUUCUAUGCAGAUUGGUGCGAAGUAUGUCGAGAAUUAGCCCCAGACUUAUACAAAGUCGAGCAGCAGUACAAGGACCGUGUGAACUUUGUGAUGCUGAAUGUUGACAACACCAAGUGGGAACAAGAGCUCGACGAAUUCGGCGUUGAAGGUAUCCCCCAUUUCGCAUUCUUGGACAAGUUUGGGAACGAGGAGGGAAACAUUGUGGGUAGAUUCCCGAGACAGUACUUUCUGGAGAACGUCAACGCGCUUGCACGGGGCGAAGCAUCGGUACCUCAUUCCCAAGUCGUGGGACAGUAUUCGAAGGCGGAGUCUCGGAAGGUGCACCAGGUUGUUGAUCCAAGAAGUCAUGGAUAGACAACCAAUGCAUUCCUGUGAUGCACACACAAUGUAGUUUAUGUACCUUCUCAGGGUUCAUACCUUUGUGUUUAGGUCCAAAAGUAGGCAUCUUGACAAUGAAAAUUGUAGGAUUGUGUUGUGUAUUAUUCACUUGUCAAACUUCAUAAUCACCAUUGCCUUGUUAGAGAUUUAUGUUUGAGGUAGUGAAAAGUUCAUUUGUCUA